GCGAGUCUUGAAGGCGUCGGCAACAGCGAAGCCAUUUGCGAUCAAAGUGGUUGUUGAAUUUGAAAUGUGCUGCAUAAAAAAUAACACUGCUCCGGACAUCAAAUAAGUGUUACGUCCUGCAAGAUGCUGGACCUUUACAAGAUCCAUAACAACACAAAUUGUUAAAAGGAGCGUGAAAAUGAAUUUCACCAUGGAUACUACAGAAGACGCGACUAGACUUCUCUUCGGCUGGCUCGACAUUUGCUUCUUCAUACUUAUGUUGGCACUGUCGACAUUGAUUGGCGUCUACUUCGGUUUCUGGGGUAAGAAAGAAGAUUCUCCUCAGGAGUACUUGCUCGGGGGGAAAACGAUGAAUACGCUGCCAGUAGCUGUAUCGCUCGUAGCCAGCCUAGUGUCUGGAAUCACGGUGAUGGGAGACCCAUCGGAAAUCUACAACUACGGAACACUCUUCUGGUUGAGUUGUUUUUGUGCCCCAUUUGUUGGAAUUUUAAACAAUUACUUUUAUCUACCUGUAUUCUACGAACUUCAAAUUACUUCUAUAUAUGAGUACUUGCAGCUUCGUUUUAACAGAAGUGUCCGAGUUAUGGCAUCAGUACUUUGUACAGUUGGAAUGUUUUUCUACAUUCCCAUAGUAAUGUAUGUUCCAGCCUUAGCUCUGAGCCAAGUAAUUGGGAUAAAUAUACAUUACAUCACUCCAAUCAUCUGCAUUAUUUGUAUCUUUUACACGAUGCUGGGUGGAAUAAAAGCCGUCAUAUGGACCGACUUCCUACAGGGGGUGGUGAUGGUUGUGGCAAGUUUAGCUGUCAUUGCUCUAGGACUCGUCCAUGUGGGAGGCUUUGUUCCAGUUUGGGAAAGGAGCAGAGAUGGCGGAAGGAUAAGAAUUUUCGAGAUGAGUCUUUCUCCCUUUGAAAGAAUGACGUUUUGGAACGUUUUUAUAGGCGGAACAAGCAGCUGGCUGGGAAUUCUUGCAGCAAACCAAGGAAUGGUCCAAAAAUUUCUGUCGCUCCCUUCAUAUGCGAAAGUACGGAAGUCACUAAUGUUUCUAGUUUUCGGAACCCUACUAAUAAAGUGCCUGACUUGUUUCAUGGGGCUCAUUAUAUAUGCUACAUACUACGACUGUGAUCCUAUGGACACAAAGGCCAUUUCCCGGUCUGACCAGCUGCUCGCAUACUACGUUAUGGAUAUUGCUUCAGCAAUUCCAGGCUUGCCUGGUCUCUUUAUGGCGGGGAUAUUCAGCGCUUCUCUUAGCACCAUGUCCAGUGCUCUAAAUUCUUUGGGCGCAACAUUAUUUGAAGACUUCGUUCGUCCGUGUUUAAAAAUUAAAUUAUCAGAUAAAACCUCCAACAACAUAAUAAAAUUACUGGUUAUAAUAAUAGGAGCAGUCUGUGUUAUUAUGGUCUUCUUCGUCGACAAAGUUGGUGGUAUUGUGCAGCUGGCAAUGAGUACGAACGGUGUUGCAUCCGGAGCAUCGUUUGGACUCUUCACUUUCGGAAUGUUCUACCCACGAGGAAACUCUAAAGGUGCUCUAAUUGGAAGCAUAGUUUCUUUGCUUUUUAUGGGAUGGAUCGUAUUUGGAGCACAAAAGGCUUUCGCUGACGGCACCUUGUCAUAUCCCAAGUUACCCACCUCAACAGAGGGAUGUGGUUUCAACCUAACGUUACCAGAACCCAUCGUAACUGACAUUCCGCCAGAGGAGGCAUUUGUUUUGUUUCGGAUAAGUUUCAUGUACUACACACUGAUGGGCUUCAUGAUAAUGUUUCUUGUGGGAAUGAUCGUAAGUAUCUUCACAGAAUCGCCGAACAUUGAAGAAAUGAACCCAAACCUCUUCACUCCCAUUAUAAGGAAAAACUUUUUGUGCAAGAAACAAAAAUUUGAAAUGAAAGUUGUUGAUGGAAAAAAAGUUUUAUAUACGUCUCCUUCAGAAUGAGUAGUAUAAGACAAUUUAUAAUUAAUAUAUAAAUGGAAGGAAAAUUAAAAACUUCGUAAACGACAAUACACUUUAUAUGCCCGGUAUAAGUAGCCACAGUAGGCCUAUAGUUUGAAUUAAAUGUGAAGGUUUCCGGGUCUGAGCAAUGAGAGUUUUAGACAAACAGAAUUGCCUCUUUCUGUGGAUGAACUUAAGUGGUGCAGAAGAAAACAGUGAACUUUGUGAAUAAAUUGAAUCAUUCUGCUCUGCCCACGUUAUCACGCGUCCUAGCGUAUAACAGCUUUACAUUCGUAAAAAUAUAUGACAAUUAAAAGGAGCUACGAUUAAAAUAAACUGGUAGCAUAGUAUAUAUUAAACCCAAAUAUAAUAUUAUAUAUUAUGGACAUUGUUAAUGUUUUGACGUGGAUUAAUUUUCGGGUAAUUAAAUGUUACGUCGGAGAAAUAAAUGGUGUAUAAUUCAACCUUAUUAGCGUAUAAAGAUAUAUAAUCAAGUAAUUUUUACUUUAAAAUUAUUUUAUAUUAAUUUACUUUAAUAUUAGUAAAGUCACAAUUGUUAAAUUCGCAAAUCGUAGUUCAGUAAUUUAUCGUAAUAAUUCACCGACAACUCUUCGUCUACAUUAUUAAUAAUCGGCAGUUAACUAAUUUAAAUUAAUUAUUUAAAACAGUAUGUAUUUAAUUUAUAAAACUCCCAAAUUGCGUAAUUAAUUCAUAUAAGACGGUUUACACCUUAAACAUUUUGACUGGUAUUAAGAUCUAUCUGCGCUAUUUCACCGUGGUAGCAAAUGACCACAGUAUGAGUAUUAAAAUAAUUUAUAUCAAGGCAAAAGUAACAAAAAUAUAUCAAUAUAAUGAUAAUAAAAUUACCUAUGCAGUACAGGAGUAAAGCAAACUCUAAAAUGUCAUAUAUAUCUACAAUGUGAAAUAAAGCAUGGUGUGAUAAAGUA
Molecule: messenger RNA, 2871 nt
Organism: Zootermopsis nevadensis
Lineage: Eukaryota; Metazoa; Arthropoda; Insecta; Blattodea; Termopsidae
Product: sodium-coupled monocarboxylate transporter 2
Biological process (GO): sodium ion transport; transmembrane transport
Cellular component (GO): membrane
Molecular function (GO): symporter activity
Source: RefSeq, a predicted model, not a curated record